Molecule: messenger RNA, 711 nt
Organism: Rotaria socialis
Lineage: Eukaryota; Metazoa; Rotifera; Eurotatoria; Philodinida; Philodinidae
Source: the annotation of a GenBank genome assembly
AUGGAUGUAAGUGUUGAUUCAUCCCAAUCUUCGUCAACAAAUACAGCUACUUCAUCUUCUACGUCGCCUGCAUUAUCAUUUGUUAAUUUAUUUUUAAAUGAAGUUAAUAAUCAAGAUUCCCAUGGCUUACUUGAUGUACAACGUUCAUUUCUUGAGCAAUUAGAUAAGACGAAUGAAAAAUUAGAUGGCAUUAAUAAAAUAUCAGCAAAACGAUAUUUAGAUGCAACACGAGAUUUUUCCAGUCAUAUUCAUAUCCUAACAACAAUGAAGAGUGAUCUCGAUCUAAUAUCUAAAAGAAUAAAGAUAUUAAAAAUACGUUUAAAUAAAAAAUAUCCUGCAGCUUAUGAAUCAGUUAUUCGUAUGAAUAAAACACAAAAUGAUUAUCUUGAUGAUGAAGAUGACGAUAUGAAUGAUUUCACGACAUCGACAACGAGAUAUGCUACUAGCUCAUCGCUUGUCAAAUCGAAAACAAUUGAUAUGUCUCAGUUUUCAGCAUCGUUACGUGAAAGUCAUAGUUCAGCUGAAUUAUCAAGUAUUAAUGAACAAUCAGCAAAUUCAUUUGGUGCUGUACGUCGUUUCAUACUUGAUAAAUCAUCAGGUGGACAGAAUCUUUCAACAAUGUUUAAAAAUGCCCGCGAUGAAAUUAAAAAAAUUAAUGAUGGAUUUCUUGGUGGUCAAAAUUCGAAACCACCGAAUGAUAAUGAACAAUGA